Molecule: messenger RNA, 872 nt
Organism: Drosophila suzukii
Lineage: Eukaryota; Metazoa; Arthropoda; Insecta; Diptera; Drosophilidae
Source: RefSeq, a predicted model, not a curated record
UCAGAACAACAGAAUUAUUUAAUACUUCCCCUUUGAAAAACUAUUCUGCGAAACGAAGUGUAUCUUUGGGAUAAGGCUACCCAUGGCUGCGAUAUCUUUUCUCCUCAAAGUCACGCUACUAUGGAUCCUUUUUCAGGCUUGUCAGUCGGCCGAAUGGGAAGGCAUCCGCUACGAUCCGAAGCAUCCUGGUAAGUGCACCAUUCACCAGGGACUCGUCCUGAAUCCGGGUGUCAGCAUCAAGGAUCCCACGCACGAGUGCCGCCAAAUUGUGUGUGGACACAACGGACGGGUCGCUUUCCACAGCUGUGGAGUGACCGUCCUGGCGCCUUCUUGCCUCCACGAGCCCUCAUUUGCCCCUAGGCAGGCUGAUCUAUCUUUUUCAUUUGGUUAUCACAAUAUACAUGUGUAUAUCCCAAAACGGUGCACAAUGUCGUUCGCCCCAGAAACUUUAAUACUUUUUGGUCUUCUCUGUAUCUUGGUUGUUUUCCAAGCUUCUGCUGAUAUUUCCCUUAACAACUAUGGAGAUUCGGCUUAUCCCAAUCGCUGUGUUCUGGACAUUGGCUCUUCGGUGGUGCUGCUCAAAAUGGGUCAGGCAUUUCGUUUGGAGUCCCUGCCCUGCACCACUAUUUUCUGCACUGGAGAUGGCUAUGGAAUGCUCUUUACGUGUGAUAAGAAAGCACCACCGGAUGAUUGUCGCUAUACGGAGUAUCUAAACUGGGAUGAUGACUAUCCGAAUUGCUGCGAGCGUAAAGUUGAGUGCAAUUGAAAUUUCUAGUUAGAAAAUGUUUUUAGUUGCAAAUUAGGUCAAUGUCAUGAAGUGAAAUUCUAUCGAAAUUAGCCAUGCAGUUAAGUACGGGUUAAAUAAAUCGAUU